This is a messenger RNA of Enterobius vermicularis (human pinworm), 546 nucleotides long. NCBI's taxonomy places the organism in Eukaryota, Metazoa, Nematoda, Chromadorea, Rhabditida, Oxyuridae. The record is from the annotation of a GenBank genome assembly.
AUGUUACCGUUUCCGGUAUUUCAACCGACAUUACCGUCAAUUUUUAUAACGCCAACAUUCCCAACGUUAUUUCCGUCACAGAAUAGCGCAUUUUCAUCACCGCAAAGUAUCAGUCCACCAAUUGUUAAAGAACCACCAACAAAUCCAUCAAAAUUAUUUUUAGUGGAAAAUUUGUUACCAUCAAUAACAGAAAAAGUUAAUACACCGGCAUCGAAAACAAAAAAGAAAACAGUUUUUUUUUUACAGGUUUCAACAAAUGUUGAAUUUGUUAACGGUGGUUACGGUGUCAAAAAUCCAAUCCUACAAAACAGUCGCAUCGUUGACAUCGAUCCAACGCCAACAAAAACAUCUGAUGGCAUGUUGACAUGUCGAAUUUGUGGAAAAAAAUUUGCUUUACAAAGACUGCUUAAUCGACAUUCCAAAUGUCAUUCGGAAAUUAAAAGGUAUUUAUGUACAUUCUGUGGCAAAGGUUUCAACGAUACAUUUGAUCUGAAACGGCAUACAAGAACUCAUACAGGUUUAGACUUUAAUCUCAUAAUUCUUUAG